GAACACCCACAAUGUAGCCCGCGCCGCCCAGACUAACUUUUAACCAUCGAAACUUACAGGCUCAAUGCCGACGCGCGCGAUCAAGGCCAUCUUCUUCACGCGCUUUCACCAUGAGAAAGGCUCCCGCGUCCUCCACCAGAUCCCCGAGGGCAGCAUAACGCCGUCAUCCUCGCUCUCCGCGCUGCGCACGCCGCUCUUCUCGUUUGACUCCGCGACGCCCUACCUCAUCCCGACCCAGCAGUUUUGCGACCACCUCCUCACCUUUUGCGUCAACCACUACCGCGUCAUCGGGUACCCCGUGUGCAUCCGUGAGGGUCGAUACUCCAGAAAUGAGUUCAUCUUCAACUGGUCGAUUGUCGUUGAGGAAAGUCUGACGGACUGGGUUGCGUACGGAGAGGUGGUGAGGAAGGUCGGGCGGUUGCUUCGAGGGCUGGAAGAACAAGGCGGUUUCGUCAGUGGGGAGGAGGAUGGGAUGGCUGUGUGGGAAGACGAUAGCGAGGACAGGACGUGGAGAAUGGGCGGCGGAAGUAAGGUUUUUGCGCUGUGCGAAAUGCUGCUGGAGGAUUUGAACAAUUAUGCCGAGUGUAUGAUCCCAAUUGAUGAUUCGAACACCAUCAACCUCAAGCUAUUCCCCACGCGCCCGCCUCCACCGCCCAUACACGCUCAUCAGGUCCCCAUCCUGACCAUCAGCCUGUCCUCCCUCAGCACGCCAAUCUCCUCUGACCUUACGCUCAACCGCAUCCUACCUUACAUUAAUGGCAUCCACAGUGUUGCGCAUAUCGCGCAGCUCGCGGACACGGACCUCAGUCUCACGCGCAAGGCGAUUCAACAUCUAGUCUACUACGGGUGUCUAGUACUGCUGGAUGUUUUCAGCUUUGCAGCGAUAUACGCGCCCACAGCUGAGAUAGGGGGCUUCAUCGUCGACGAAGCGGUAAAAGAAGAAUGCGUAAGGUACGUCAGGGUGCCACGGGUGCGGUGGAAAGGUCCGAGUACCACCACCACCCGAAUGGGCAGCGAGGCCUCGGUGGCGGGAUCCUCACGCGACUCACGGUCCUCCGUCUCCUCUAACGCCUCGACAAGCUCAGCCCAGAGCGACACUCUCUCUGCAACAGACAGCCUGGCGAAUCCACCCGGCCCUCCGUCCUCAGAUGAAGAUACCCACAACAUCCCCCACGAAACUCUUAUCACGCUUUACACCAGCCUACGCCAAGGGCUCUCUCUCCGCCAAUGGGUCCUCGACAACCUCGAGCUGCUCCUCGGCAUCGACGUCCGGCGACUCAUCACAUUCGGUAUAAUCAAGGGUUUCCUGUACCGGGUUCACAAAUACGCCAUCGCGACCAACACAAACAUGGCGAUGCCUCCCGCGCCCCCGACGAGCUUGCAGAGUAACCCAACAAGCACAGCACCCUCUACGCCCGGUAAUGCCGCCUCCGAUACUUCCACCAUCCGAAACCACCCUCCGCCCCACCACCGCGAGAGUUCGGCAGGCGCAAAUCUACAGCACAGACCGAGCGUGGCGUCGAGUCUGUUUGCUCCGGGAGGCGAGCGCAGGCUGGAGGAAAUCACAAAGCUAGAUAGCAUUGUGAGUGGGGAGGAGGUGGGCGGGGUAGGGGGCCUCAUGAGGUUUCUGGAUGGGAUGCACUGCUUUGAUGAGAUUUGUAUGGAGGUGGGGUUGAGCGAGAAGAGUGUAGAGGGAAGGGUAAAGGUGUUGGGAGACGUGCAGGUGUUCAGUCGAUGAUGUACGAAGACGACAGGUUACCGUACCUGACAUGACUUCUACGACCAUGUGUGUGCUGUGGCGGGCGAUUAAUUGUCAGGCUCUUGCAGACGUGUUGUAAACCAAGUUACUUGACGACCCAGUUCCAGCAACCAUAGCUGACCUUGCUAAGCUUGC
Molecule: messenger RNA, 1894 nt
Organism: Paraphaeosphaeria sporulosa
Lineage: Eukaryota; Fungi; Ascomycota; Dothideomycetes; Pleosporales; Didymosphaeriaceae
Product: nitrogen permease regulator 2
Exons: 3
Coding region: 65-1738 (557 amino acids)
Biological process (GO): negative regulation of TORC1 signaling; positive regulation of autophagy
Cellular component (GO): GATOR1 complex; vacuolar membrane
Molecular function (GO): GTPase activator activity
Source: RefSeq, a predicted model, not a curated record